This is a messenger RNA of Symbiodinium necroappetens, 899 nucleotides long. Lineage: Eukaryota; Dinophyceae; Suessiales; Symbiodiniaceae. The record is from the annotation of a GenBank genome assembly.
AUGGCUUCCGCGCCCGGAUACAGCAGCCAGGAUGUGGAUGCUGAGUACCUGAAGAAGACCACGCAGGAGUAUGUUCUCGCCAGCAGUGAGAAGCUUUCAACUCCGGAGGUGGAGGGAUACGAUUUCAACAAAGGCGUAGAUUUCAACGGCAUCCUAUCGUCUUUCAGCAGCACAGGAUUCCAGGCAACAAACCUGGCAAAGGCCAUCGAAGAAGUCAACCGCAUGCUGGACUGGUCCCUUGCAGAUGAUCCGGUGCCUGAUGACGAGGUUGAUGAGUUCAAACUGGAGGAGGAGCGCCGAAAGGUCAAGACCAAGAUUUGGCUGUCCUACACAUCCAACUUGAUAAGCUCGGGGCUUCGGGAGUGCCUGCGCUUCCUGGCGCAGCACAGCAUGAUUCAAGUCAUGAUAUCCACUGCGGGCGGGAUUGAGGAGGACAUAAUCAAGUGCCUGGCACCCACUCACCUCGGCGAAUUCGCUUUGGAUGGUACUGGACUUCGACGACGCGGCAUCAAUCGAAUUGGGAACCUCCUUGCUCCCAACGACAACUACUGUUUGUUUGAGGACUGGAUAAUGAAAAUCCUGAAUGCCAUGCAUGAUGAGCAGGAAAACGAUGGUGUUGUGUGGUCUCCGUCCAAGAUGAUUCAUCGAUUUGGGAAGGAGAUCAACCACCCCGCCUCGGUCUGCUAUUGGGCAUAUCGCAACAACAUACCCCUUUUCUGCCCAGCGAUCACGGAUGGCUCGAUAGGGGAUAUGCUGUACUUCCACAGCUACAAGCGAAGUGGCUUUGUGGUGGAUCUGGUGCAGGACAUCCGAAGAGUGAAUGAUGAGGCCAUGAAAGCCCGAAAGACUGGAGUCAUUGUUCUUGGAGGAGGCUUGGUGAAGCACCACUGUAUGAAUGC